AAGCAACAUUAUAGCCCCUUUGCCCUCACACUAAGCAAACUCCAAACUAUAUAUUAUAUUUCUGAAUCUGGUCCCAACUGAUCAUCCAGAUACAACUAUAGUUCUUUUGAACUGGAUGUAGCCAUUAUAUAUACAUCAUAACAUUAACAGUAAGUAAGUAUCUACAUUAAAGUAUCAUAAUCUUAAUCAAUUAUGCAGUUCAUCUUCUUAAUCGGCUUGAUCCUUGGCCUGGAAUUAUUAAUGUUCAGCCAUUCCCACCCUUUAGACCCUCUUACACCCAAUGAAAUCAACCAAAUUAGUCUCAUUGUCCAAAGCUCUCACCUUGGCAAGAAUAUCCCAAACUUAACUUUCCAUUUCGUUGAUCUAGACGAACCCGACAAAGAUCACGUCAUUCAUUGGCUAUCAGCUAAUUCGGGUCAUGACCCUUUCCCUUACCGUCGAGCCAAAGUGGUGGUCCGAGCUGGCGGCAACACCCAUGAGCUUGUAAUCGACCUUCUCUCACGUUCGAUCACAUCCGAACACGUCUAUUCCGGCCACGGCUAUCCUCAACUUGCUUUCGAAGAGCUCUUUAAUGCCACCAGGCUCUCCAAAACAAGCCCACAAUUGAAAGAUUCCAUCUUUAAGAGGGGAUUGAAUCUGUCCGAGGUCACAUGCUUUCCAUUUUCAGUAGGUUGGUUCGGGGAAAAUGUCACCCGAAGAAUGGUUAAAGUGUCGUGUUUUUAUCUUGGUGGGACGACCAAUGUCUUCUCCAGGCCUAUUCAGGGGAUAAGUAUUCUUGUUGAUAUUGAAAAAAUGAUAAUAUUGGAGUAUGUUGACCGGGUCAGAGGUCCUCUGCCCGGAGUUGACGGAACGGAUUUCCGAUCGUCGUCCAGGACACCCGAACCGGUUAGAUGUAACAAAACAGGAUCAUCGUCAGGGAUUCAUGUGGAUGGGAAUGAGGUCAAAUGGAAGAACUGGAUGUUCCAUGUCGGGUUCAAUGCCAGAGCCGGACCGAUCAUAUCGACUGCAUCUGUAUCCGAUUACGCAAGGAAGAAGUUUAGGCGAGUACUUUACAGGGGACACGUGUCGGAGACGUUUGUUCCGUACAUGGAUCCGACCGAAGAGUGGUAUUAUAGGACUUUCAUGGAUGUGGGUGAAUUUGGAUUCGGGAAAUCGGCUAGCUCUCUUGUUCCACUUGUGGAUUGCCCUCAAAACGCUCAAUAUAUUGAUGGGUAUCUCGCCGGUGGGGAUGGACGGGCGCAGCAGGUGCCGAGGGCAAUUUGCAUAUUCAAGAGAUUUUCCGGCGAUAUUGCUUGGAGGCACACCGAAAUUGGAGUCCCCGGAAAAGUGAUAAGUAGUGGUGAGAGGGAAGUAAGUCUGGUGGUUAGAAUGGUGGCUACGGUUGGAAAUUAUGACUAUAUUUUGGACUGGGAGUUUAAACAGAGCGGUUCCAUUAAAGUUGGAGUGGGGUUGACAGGGGUGUUGGAAAUGAAGGCAACCUCGUAUACAGACACAAAUGAUAUUAAAAAUGAUGUAUAUGGAACCUUGGUGGCGGCUAACACAGUGGCAGGCUUCCACGAUCACUUGGUGACUUAUUACCUCGACCUUGACAUCGACGGGAAAGAAAACUCUUUGGUUAAGUCCAUGUUAAAGACCAAAAGAGUGUUCCCUUCCCAUUCUAGUACCACUCCGAGGAAGAGCUAUUGGACCGUCGUUAGAGAAACGGUGAAAAGGGAAGCCGGGGCAAAGAUGAGGCUCGACUCCAACUACCCGACCUACAUUUUUGUGGGGAAUCCCAACAAGAAGACUAAGGUGGGGAAUGGGGUCUCGUAUCAACUAAUAACCGGACAACCAGCAACAUCAUUGUUGUCGGAGGACGAUUAUCCGCAAAUUCGAGCAGCCUACACUAAGUACCAGGUUUGGGUGACUGCCUAUAACAGGUCUGAGAGGUGGGCAGGAGGGUUUUACGCAGAUAUGAGCCGGGGUGAAGACGGUUUAGCCGUUUGGAGCCGCAGGAAUAGGUCAAUUGAGAACAAAGAUAUAGUGGUAUGGUAUACGGUUGGAUUUCAUCAUGUACCAUGCCAAGAAGAUUAUCCGGUUAUGUCGACCAUCUCGGGUGGGUUUGAGCUCCGACCCGCAAACUUCUUUGAUAGAAACCCAGUAAUCAGACCAUAGGUGUUCAUUGAAAAAAAAAUGUGUUUAUGAAAACAUUAAAGACAAAUUCUCUUAAGUGAAUUUAUAUUUAACAUAAGUUUUUUUUAUCAUUUAUAUAAGUGAUUUUUUUUUUUUUUAAAUGAUGUCAUUUAUUUUAUUUUGGAGUGAUCUUCUCAAAUCUCAAUUACAUCUAUCAUUAUAAUUAUAUAUAUUAUCAUUAUUAAUUUGAUC
Messenger RNA from Impatiens glandulifera, 2364 nucleotides. Its product is annotated as primary amine oxidase 1-like. The record is from RefSeq and is a predicted model, not a curated record. The transcript has 4 exons. Lineage: Eukaryota; Viridiplantae; Streptophyta; Magnoliopsida; Ericales; Balsaminaceae. Gene Ontology annotation, molecular function: quinone binding; copper ion binding; primary methylamine oxidase activity. Gene Ontology annotation, biological process: amine metabolic process. The coding region runs from base 193 to 2154 and encodes 653 amino acids.